This is a messenger RNA of Dreissena polymorpha, 6036 nucleotides long. Its product is annotated as opioid growth factor receptor-like. NCBI's taxonomy places the organism in Eukaryota, Metazoa, Mollusca, Bivalvia, Myida, Dreissenidae. The record is from RefSeq and is a predicted model, not a curated record. Gene Ontology annotation, cellular component: membrane. Gene Ontology annotation, molecular function: opioid growth factor receptor activity. Bases 97 to 3693 code for a protein of 1198 amino acids. The transcript has 14 exons.
UUUAUUUUAAACGGAUGGCUACUUUCGAUUUGAAACAACACUACCUUCUUUCGAUUUGAAAAAAUGACAGAAGUUAACUGUACCUGACGAUUUAAAAUGGGGCGUUACUUAUGUUGGUGCGGCAAAAAAGCGAAAUACAAAAUAAAACAAACAAGUCAUACGACACUUAACAAGGAGGAAAAACUUCCAUGUAAUACUAUAAGGGCACCAACUGACAAAAAGCAUGAAUGUGGCGACAUUGAAACAGGGAAUUUCGGUACACCACACGGGGGAACACAAACAUUAAAUGGCCAUAAUGAUCACGAAGAGUAUCAAGAACAUACCGAGAAUAAAUCACAACUAAAAAGUGAUUGUCAUUUGAUAAAUGAAAUUGAUACCACUGCUGACUUAAAAACGGGGAAUGGUUGGAAAUCCCAAGCGGGAUCUGAUUUUGCUAAAAAGGCUGAAUCCAUGAACAAUAUAGGACCACAAGAAGCGAAGGAAGAUAACAAAACGUAUCACGAACAAUUCAGCGUUGAGGUUCAUACACAAAGAUCCGCAGAUAAUGAAAUGAAAUUCGAUACACCAACAUCAUCUUCUCGUGAAGAAACGUUAGAGCAAGAAGUUUCUGUGGGAAACACACCAACUCCUGACAAUGAAACUACAUUGGAUGACAAAGAGUCAUUUAAUGAAAACAGCAUUAAUAAACAAAACCUGGACUUGGUAAAGACCACAGAAGAUUACAUUAAAAGUGCAGACAACACUGAUGAUGAAGAUACAACUAGCCAACAUGCUUUGUCUGCCAAACCACAGUCUGAAACUUACAACAAUACGCGUGAUCAAACAGAAAGUUCUAUUGUGUUCGGGGCAACUAUUCCGAAAGACCCUCUGCGUAAAGACGAAGACUUGAAGAUGAGCAGAAAUGAGAUCGCUUCUCCAUCUUUUCAAGAAGAUGCCGAUAAUAAUGCAGACAACAUUGAUGAUGCAGCUACAACUGGUCAACAAGUUUGGCUUGUCCAAACACAGUCACAGUCUGAUGCUAACAAUGACACGCCUGAUCAAGGAAAAGGUUCUAAUGAUUUCCGGACAACUCAACAGAAAGACCCUCUGCGUAAAAUGGACAACCUUAAGUUUUACAGAAAUGAGAUCGCUUCUCGCCCUUUUCCAGGAAGCUAUGUUGAAGACAUGUUGGCGUGGGAAGGAGAUUACAAGAAACUUGAAAGUAGCCAUUCCUACAUCCAGUGGUUGUUUCCAAUCCCUGGUUCAUCCGGUUUGAAUUACUCUGCACAAGAAUUAUUUGAUUAUGAGGCUAAGGAAAUAAUCGAAGAUUCCGUCGCCCAUGCGAGAGUUCUCCGUGCCUAUAAAAUGAUGCUGAAUUUCUACGGCAUGAAACUGGAGGAUGAAACUAGCGGAGAGAUUCGAAGAUGUGAGGAAAACUGGAAGGACAGAUAUGCACAUUUAAAUACUUCUUAUCACAACUACAUGCGGAUUACAAGAAUAUUGACGAGCCUUGCACAGAUGGGUUAUGAAAGGUUUCAACAACCCCUGGUACGGUUCAUAUUGGCUGAGGCUAUAGUAAACAAAACACUUCCUAAUCUCAAUUCAAGCAGCAUGGAUUAUUGGAUAGAGGCGAUAAAGGACGGGGAUGAAAUGUUUGCGAUGAUUAAAUUGAGACAAGAAAUGCAGAAAAAUACGAAAAACUUUGACCAGUAUGGUUAUCCAUUCACAAGUGAACAACCAAGCAACAUAAUGGCUUCUGUUGACGCUUUACUAGCCGUAGAACUUCAAACCAAAGGUACAAUAAUAAAUAUAAAAGCAGACAACGUUGAACAGUAUGGUAAUCAAACAGCUAGUGAUCCACUAAGCAGCAGUCAGACUGAUGGUGUCGCAGAAAGACCUCCUGGUGACGUUGAUCCAGAAAUAGACAUUGAUCCUCCACGUACAAUAUCAAAGGAAGACGCAUCUAGCGGCAAUCAUGAAAUUCAAGCUUGUCAGACAGUACAAACGCCUUUGGUUGUUCUAGGCCAAGAGGCAUGUAGUAAUCAUGAAAAUGAAGCACAAACUGGGGAUGAAAUACAACGUGGACAGAGAGAUGUAAUGGACAAGGAAAGUGACUAUACAGUAACAGAAAGUGGGUUUUUGCUUCAGCCAGGAAAUAUACAACAGGAGGCCUUGACUGUAGCUCAAGCUCCUGAAAAAGAGUUCAAAGAGGAUCAAACAGAUGGCAAUGUAAACAAAGAUAUACAUGACAAAUAUGGUGCUUUGAUUGAAAGGUCAAGCAAUGAUAAAAUACUUGGAAAAUCUGAAACUAAUAUUAUUCCUGACAAGGAUGAAUACACAUCUUGUGAUAAGAAUGAUCGAAUAGCUAGUGAUCCACUUAGCAGCAGUCAGACUGACGGUGUCGCAGAAACACCUCCUGGUGACGUUGAUCCAGAAAUAGAGAUUGAUCCUCCACGUUCAAUAUCAAAGGAAGACGCAUCUAGCGGUAAUAAUGAAAUUCAAGCUUGUCAGACAGUACAAACGCCUUUGGUUGUUCUAGGCCAAGAGGCAUAUAAUAAUCAUGAAAAUGAAGCAAAAAGUGAGGAUGACAUACAUCGUGGACAGAGAGAUGUAAUGGAUAGGAAAUUUGACUACAAAAUAAAAGAAAGUGGAGUUUUACUUCAGCCAUGGAAUAUACAACAGGAGGCCUUGACUGUAGCUCAAGCUCCUGAAAACGAGUCCAAAGAGGAUAAAACAGAUCGGAAUGUAAAAGAAGAUGUACAUGAAAAAUAUGGUACUUUGAUUGAAAAGUCAAGCGUUGAGAAAAUACUUGAAAAGUCUGAAACUAAUAUUAUUCCUGACAAGGAUGAAUAUACAUCUUGUGAUACGAAUGAUGAAACUCCCGGCGUAAACAAAGACAAUGACAGGGAAUGUAAGGGAAAGAACGAGCAAAGUAGUAUAGCUGAAGUGGACGAGGAAUAUGUCAAAGGAAAUGAUACGUUUUCACAUGAAACCGACGUUACGGUUUCACAUGAAACCGAAGUACCGACUGUCAAACAAACAUGCACGUCUUCAGCUACCGAUAGUAUAACAAAACCACGUCCGAAUCAGGAUGCACAUAAAAAGCCACCAUGUAAAGAUAAGGAGGAUGAUCAUUGUCAUGGAGAAAACCAUAAGUUCUACAGAAAUAAAAUCGUAAAAGGCCCAGGCACAACUAUAGAAGAAAUGCUCAAAGUGAACUUUGACACUCUACAUGCCAAUGACGUCUAUUGGUUUUGGUUGUUUCCGGUACCCAAGUCAGACGACAUCACUCCGAACCUUUCGCCCGAUGAAGCGAUUGCGAUUAAAAACGAUACAUUAAUGCAUGGACGAGUCCUGCGUGCAUUUAAAAGGGCGCUGGCAUUCUUUGGUAUGGAAAUGGUAGAUGAGACGACAAAGUCAAUAGGUAGAUGUCAGUUUAAGUUCAUGGAAGUCCGAUAUAAAAACUGGCAGGACAUUGAGUCGAGGCGAAUUCGCAAUUGCAAUCGUAUAACCAGAAUCCUUACAAGUCUUGGUGAACUUGGAUAUGAACACCUUCAAUGUCCAUUCGUCGAAUUCCUCAUGACAGAGGUAUUAAUCAAUAAAUCGCUGAACAAAAUUUCGAAAGAAAGUUUUGGACCCUGGAUUAACGCAAUAAAAAAUGAAGACACUCGGAAAACUUUAUUACAUAAAAUGAGGGAGAAGUCGUCAGAUUAAUUGGGGAUUUGGUGAGAAACAAAACUUCCACCCAUGAACAAACUUUUGCAAGUUCAUACUUAUUAUUUUGUAAUGGCUUGCAUAAUGCACUAAGCACAUGUUAUAAUUAUGUAAUUAGUCUUAUUAUGCUCCCCCAAAAUUUAUUUUUGGGGAAGCAUAUAGUCGCCGCUUUGUCUGUCCGUCCGUGUGUCCGUCCGUGCACAAUUUUUGUCCGGGCUAUUUCUCAGCAACAAAUGACCGGAAUUCAAUGAAACUUUAUGGGAAGCUUCACUACCAAGAGGAGAUUUGCAUAUUAUCAGCGGGUUGUGGUCGGAUGAUUUUUCACAGAGUUAUAGCCCUUUGAAAAUUUUGAAAUUUUCCAUUAACUGUACAUAUAGUGCAACUCUUGUCCGGGCUAUUUCUCAGCAACUAAUGACCGGAAUUCAAUGAAACUUUAUGGGAAGCUUCACUACCAAGAGGAGAUGUGCAUAUUAUCAGCGGGCUCUGGUCGGAUGAUUUUUCACAGAGUUAUGGCCCUCUGAAAUUUUCUAUAAAAAAAUUCUUGUCCCCCCAACUACUGUGCCCUCAAGACGUUUCCUUUUAUCUGCAUAUAUAGUGCAAUAUUGUGACAAAAAAACUUUGGGGAGCAUCACCCGUCUCCGACGGUUUCUUGUUAAUAAGAGCUCUAGCUGAGGCUAUAUAACUUUAAUGUAUAUAAACUCAUAAUUGAUUACUCUAGUUGAAUGUAUGAUGCACAAAAUGAUGUCCAAUGAAGAGGAGUAUGAUGUGCGCAAUUACGCAAACGUAGUAAAGAAAUAACAGUUGUUUAACGUUAUUCUUAUCUACUUUAUUCAAAUAUUUGCCAAAAUAUUGUUUACGGAGGAACUUACUAUGGAGCUUACUUGGCUUUAUUUAAAAUAUUUAUUUCAGAAACAGGUAUUGAUUGAUAAUACAAGAAAAUAUCGCAAUACACAAUCUUAACAUAAAAUGGGUUUAUAUGAUUUCUCUCUUGUUGUUCAAGUAAAUAUUGGGUUAAUAUAUUUUAAUUGUAAAUUAUGCAUUUCUUAAUGCAAUUUUGUUUAUUAAACAUUACAAGGUUUACAUCAUCGUAUUAGAUAAGGACAUUAUAUGAUAAACAAUGUAUUACAUAAUUUUAAAAAUAAUUCCAAAAAUGACUUGCUUUUUGAUAUAAGAUAUUAUUAAAUGCUAGUGAUAUAAUACUAAACUUGUCUAAGAAUUAAGUCCUUUUUUCCACAUUCCUUACUUGUUACUAUUUGUUUAAUUCAAAUAAUUUGAAAUAUGUUAAUGCAUGUAAUGAAAAUCAUUACAAAGGAGUAAAUGUACAUGGAAGUAAAUGCUAAAAAUACAGUUACAAGACGCAAUAACGUAUAGACAUUUGAUAUUAAACGAAUAAAUGAUACUAGCAUUGCCUGCUAAUUAUCAUUGGUUUGGUGUUUCCUCUGUCAUCUUGGACCAAGGUGACACGCCGAGAUUGUCUGGAUGAUAGUUAUUAAACGCACCAGACAUUGGAGCUCAUCAUCUUGAUACAAAAACCUUUAAAACAUAUGUUUAAUCGAAUCCCCCGAGUCUGCGCUCAGCGUCAUAUUAUCCGCUAACAAGUUAUACUUUUUACUCAGGAGGAGUAAUUAGGAAUAAUCUAACUUCCAACGUACAUCUUCGACGUGUUUGCAUUUUUUUAAAUGCAUACUGUAGAUCUGGUGUUCAACCUGUUUAUAUUAAAACAUAUUCGUAUCCGUGUUGUGUUGCCAUGAAUGUCCAAAACAGCUUAAAUGCUAUGUUUUCCAUUAUUUUACGCUCUUAAUUUACGAUUUGGCACACACAAACACACGAAUAAUAAAACAUUACAUGCACAUCCCAGUAACAUUGUUCGCUUAGCUUAUUACAAAAGCAAUGAUUUCCGGUAAAAAAAAAACACCAUAGCAGUCUGUAAUAUUUUUAAAUUAGACGAGUCUGACUAAGUAGAAGUUAUGUUGUUAGGUAUAACAAUCAUAAUCAAUGACAGCAAACUGCAGUUAACGAAUAAACUUCAUCAUCAUUCUUUUUGUGCUAGAAGUAAGACAUGUUUUUUUAAUAGCUAUGGAUUUCAUCGGCAGUGUAUUGGACUCGUAUGUAUAUUGUAUAUAUGUUUAAUAUGCUGAUUUGAAACCAGGAUUUGAGUUAUUUAUUUUAUGCUAUCAAUAUAGUUUAGUAGCCAUCUGUAUUGUUUAAUUAUUUAUUUUUGAGUAUAUACAAUAGUUAAUAUGUAUUUGCAAAUUGGUUGUUUUGUUUUGCAUAUAGUAACGAUAUAAAAAUAUUGAAAACAUGCACCUGUUUAAGUCUUGAAUAAAAUUGAACCACAAAUGC